Molecule: messenger RNA, 3424 nt
Organism: Cydia amplana
Lineage: Eukaryota; Metazoa; Arthropoda; Insecta; Lepidoptera; Tortricidae
Exons: 27
Coding region: 38-3424 (1128 amino acids)
Cellular component (GO): cytoplasm
Molecular function (GO): zinc ion binding; metallopeptidase activity
Source: RefSeq, a predicted model, not a curated record
UUCCAGGUUGCGGUAGGCAUGCCGGUCCCGGCGUGAGAUGGACGGCAUUCAGAUGGAGCCUGUCGGCAAGUACAAGCCAGACCGCAACGGCUCAGCUAAGGCAGCUGCCUGGCGAAACAUGGUGGAUCAAGACUUAGACGAUGUCGCCUUUCUGGCCGACACAGACAAAGCGCGCGAGGCACGCGAGCUCCGCGAGGCACCGGUCGCGGUGUGCUCACAGCGGCGCGCGCUUUGCCUCGCGGCCGUCGUGCUAGGCGCUAUGUUCGCGAGCGCUCUGAUCGUUGUAUACGCGAGCCCUCAACCUGAUUGCCCCUGUCUGGGUGAAAACCCUCUGAUUCCCGGAGCGCCCACGGCAGGCUCCGAUGCCAACGCAGCUGCUGCUAAUAAAGACCGCAUAGCGACGAACGGCGCCGUUUUCCCGUGGCGCGGCGCCCGGCUGCCGACGUUCCUGAUCCCGAAGCACUACAGCCUCUGGCUGCACCCCAACCUGACCACCGGCGAACUGAGAGGCGAAGUAUCAAUCGACUUCAAAGUGGACCGGGACACCACAUUCGUGGUCCUGAACGUGAGAGACAUGAACGUCACAGAGCGGGCGCUGUUCAAGACUGGGGGCUCUUUGGGGCCCAAGGUCGCUAAAGUACUAGAUUAUCCGCCCGCUGAACAAACUUAUAUUGAGUUCAAGGAGAAACUCCGUCGUAAGUUCAACUACACGCUCAGCCUCCGCUUCAUCACUAAACUGGAGAGAAAUGACAAGCAGCGCGGAUUCUUCUUGGCUGGCAACAAUAGGCAUCGCUGCGCCGUGUCCCGAUUCUGGUUGACGCACGCGCGCUCCGCGUUCCCGUGCCUCGACGAGCCGCAUCUACGAGCCACGUUCCGACUCACAAUCGUCAGAGACAGAUUCCACGUAUCUCUGACGAACAUGCCAAUAGUGGCGACGGAAGAAGCCGGAUUCUAUUUAGGACAUCGUUUGCUCCAAGAUGAGUUCGCGCAGUCCCCCCCGAUGCCCCCGCACAUGACGUCGGUGGCGGUGUGCCGCCUGCAGCGCCGCGCGCAGCCCCCCCUCCCCACCGACGCACCCGAACCCACCCCUUCUACGGACCUAGCUACCUCUAGUACCGAGACCCCUGAUGAGGAAGAUUUCCCCCGCCUCCUCACCGAGGCACCUGAACCCACCCCUUCUACGGACCUAGCUACCUCUAGUACCGAGACCCCUGAUGAGGAAGAUUUCGUGAUGCCUCCGCCGGAAAUUAGUCUUUACAGCGAUCAGCAAGUCAUCUUGGACGAAGCAGGACCUCUGCUAGAAUGGGUGCAGAAAACUAUCCAACAGUUUGCCUACGAGCUGAACACGUCCUACCCCCUCCCCAAGCUGGACGUGGUUGUGGUGGAGGGGGGAGGGGUGUACUCCGAGGGGUGGGGGCUCAUCACACUGUCUCCGAGCACCCUUACUGAUACGAAGACCAUAGCGCGUCUGCUGGCGCAACAGUGGUUCGGCGGGCUGGUCUCCCCCCGCUGGUGGAGCGCGCAGUGGCUGAUGGAGGCGCUCACGUCCGUGCUCGGGCAGAAGGCCCCGGCCUUCGAGGGCGGCGCCGAGCGGCAGCAAGACAGCCUGCUGCUGGAUCACGUGCUGCCGGCUCUAAGGUUGGACUCGAGUACGUCGGUGCGUGCUGUGGCGUCCCCGCGGCUCGAGCGUGCCGACAUUGAGUCCGCUGCCGACGAGCUGUCUUUGCAUAAGGGAGCGGCGAUAGUAAGCAUGGCGAUCGAGGCAGCAGGCGAGGCGGCGGGCCGCGCCGCGCUAGCCAGGUUGCUCAGGGACCAUCGCAGCGCCAGUGCUGACGCCAGGGACCUGUGGCGCGCCCUGCAGCGGCCCGGGGCCGGCGGGGCUCCGCCGCACGCGUGGGACGGCUGGUGCGAGAAGGCCGGCUACCCGCUCCUGGCGGCUGUCAACACGGCCACGGGCGACGUGCUGCUUAAGCAGGAACGUUUCGUGAUGACAGCGGACCCCCCGGACCCCGAGCCGUCCAUGAUCAACUCCCUCCUGACCCUGGACCUGAGGGCUGACCUUGAGGAACUCUUCUAUGAACCAGAGAACUUCACGGACACGGUGGAAGAUGAUAACGCGACCACCACCGCCCCCCCUCCCCCCACCACCCGCCGCCCCGCGCCCCGCCCCGCCAAGCCCCCCCCGGCCCCCAAGUGGGUCAUCCCCGUCACCUUCUCUGUGGGGCCCCUGGAGCCGGGGUUCGAGAACUACACCAACAUCGGCAGGAAUAUCACGGAUAGCGUGCUGCAGAAUGGGACUUGGUAUGACGUGGGCAACGAAACGAAGUUAACCCACGGCUCGCGCUGGGCGGAGAACGUCACACAUUUAAUAUGGAUGAAUGAAACUGAAAUGUUGGUACCAGAUUUGGGCAAGCACAAGUGGGUGCGAUACAAUGUGGGAGCGAGAGGGCUAUACCGAGUCGCGCCACAGAAUCCUUCCGCUGGAGAGACGGCGGAGGCGGCGGCCGGCCGCGCGUCUGCGCUGUACCUGGGCGGCGCGCCGGCCGAGCGCGCGCUGCUGUUGGACGACGCUUUCGUGCUGAGCCGCGCGCGCCGCCUGCCCGCCUGUCGCGCCGUCGCGGCCGCAGCCCGCUUAAAUAAGGAGACCCACUGGGCCCCGUGGCGUGUGGUCCUCAACCACUUAUCCUGGUGGAAAGAGCUGCUUCAUCUAACUUCGUCAGGCCCGCCUCUAGCCAAGCUGCUGGUCACCCUACACCCGGAUACGGUGACCAUAUACACCAGCCAGGAGAUGGAGACGCUGAAUGAAGACCAAUUAUGGCUGAGCGGCGCGCUGCUCACAGCCGGUGUGGAAUGGGAAAACGAGCGGGUGACGAAGCAGGCGGUACGCCUGUUCGAUUCCUGGCGCAGCGCCAACAAGACCAUACCGGAGAUAUACCAGGAGGCUGCCUUCACAGCGGGCGUGCGCACAUACGGCCUCGUCGGCUGGCAGACCUGCUGGAAGGCACUAACAGCAUCCUACGCGGCCCCGCGUCCUUUAUAUAGCCACCGCGCGCUGCUAGCCGCGCUAGCGUCGCCGAAGGACGACUGGUUGUUCUACAGAUUUGCGUUCACCGCGCUGUCACCAGAGGCGCAACGUGGCCGUGAGUGGAAGCAAUGGAUCACAGCACUCUGCGCAGCCGCUUGCAGAUGGCGCGGCGCGGCUCACACGUGGCGCGUGCUGCGCGCUGCGCCCGCGCCGCCGCCGCCCGCGCUUCUCGCCGCCGCGCGCUGCCUGCACCAACCACACGACUAUUACCGGUUCAAAGAUCUAUUCGGCGAGCUAAGGGGAGCGGUGGGCGCGUUGGACACCAUAGCUUUAAACGCAGCAUGGGUAGCUCUAGCCGACACGGACCUGCAGCGGUAUUUCACCGCUGUCAAACCGUAG